ACACUCCUCGGCAAUUUAGGGAGGCGUCUGUGUACGUCCGACCCAUUUCCUUAUUUGCCACAGUUUGUCAGACGCGUUUUGAACUUUCGACCGGCGCUUUUUGCACCCAAGAUCGACUCCUGGUCCGCGGUUUUUGUGUCAGUUGUUAUUAGCAGCAUCGCGUGUCUUUUUGCGGCUCGAAAUUUACACGGAUUUUCGGAUUAUCGCGAGGUGACAGCGGCGCAGCUGGCCAAACCGAAUCACUCGUGCGCUGGUACAGUUGGUGCGAAAAGUUUUCGACGAUCUUCAAGUGUCAAUAGUACACUCAACACCGAAAACAUUCAAGUCGAGAUGCGGACUGCGUGAAGUCGGCCGCACAAACAGCGAGCGCGAUACUCGGAUACUGUUUGAAAAGAAGAGGCUGAAAUACGAUGGGAAACUCGGCGCUGAAACAGCAGUACGACACUGCGAGCAAAACCGGUGUAUUGAACUUGUCGAACAAAAAACUUGACGAGUUUCCACAGGGAUUGAAGGCCUUGGAAUCCGUUCUUAGGAUACUCGACCUUUCGGGAAACAAAUUCGCCAAGCUUCCAAACGACAUUGGCGACUUUAAUUCGCUGAAGAAUUUAAACGUCAGUCACAACAAACUUGGCACUUUGCCCGAUGUGCUGGGGAGGCUUGGAAAGUUGGAAAACUUGAACGCUAGUUUCAAUCAGAUAAGAGUACUGCCGACGUCGAUGUCGAAGCUAACGAUGCUGAAGCAGGUCAACCUCUCCGACAAUCAAAUAAGCGAAUUCCCAGGGGUCUUCAGCGGCCUGAAACACCUCGACGUUCUUGACCUUUCAAAAAACAAAUUGACCGUGGUGCCGGACGAGGCAUCGGGGCUUCACGUUAUCGAACUGAACCUCAACCAGAACCAGAUAUCAUCGAUUUCCGGAAACCUCGCUGAAUGCCCACGUCUCAAAACUCUUCGACUCGAGGAAAACUGCCUUCAACUCGCUUCGAUUCCCGCCCGUAUUCUAAAGGACUCCAAGGUCUCGACUCUCGCUCUUGAGGGGAAUUUAUUCGCUAUGAAGGACUUUGCUUCCUUGGAAUUUUACGAUCAGUAUAUGGAAAGGUACACCGCUGUUAAGAAAAAGAUGUUUUAAUUCGACCAAAAUGAAGUUAGCAACGUUACUCUAUCGAUGUAUGUUUAGGAGAAAUCGUUACUUCGCAUCUUUAGGAUCGUUGGAAAUUAUCAGGCUAAAGUUUUUGUAACUUUAAUGGAAUGAUGCAUAUUUGA
Diprion similis is the source of this 1261-nucleotide messenger RNA. RefSeq names its product leucine-rich repeat-containing protein 57. Gene Ontology annotation, molecular function: protein binding. The record is from RefSeq and is a predicted model, not a curated record. Lineage: Eukaryota; Metazoa; Arthropoda; Insecta; Hymenoptera; Diprionidae. The transcript has a single exon. The coding region runs from base 411 to 1127 and encodes 238 amino acids.